Molecule: messenger RNA, 339 nt
Organism: Ordospora colligata OC4
Lineage: Eukaryota; Fungi; Microsporidia; Ordosporidae
Exons: 1
Coding region: 1-339 (112 amino acids)
Source: RefSeq, a predicted model, not a curated record
AUGAUGUUGAAUUUGAUGAGUUUUUGGAACGAAACCAAGAUCUAUAAAGUAUGUCUUAGUAUGUUAUUACUUGCAAUGAUUCCGAUCGAUUGUAGAACAGCGCAUCCUUAUGUUUCGCACUACAUUAGCAAAUGGAGACAUAAUCCAGGAUACAAACAAAGCACAACAUUCAGCACCAAGGAUCUAAGAGAUCCAAAUUUCCCUAUUGUUAUUCCAUACAAAGUCACUCAAGAACAGAUUCUAGGACUUUUGGAUCAUCACAAUAUUCAACAACAGGAGCUUCAGGAUCUAAGCAUCCAAGUACCCAUCCAUGUAAAACAACAACAAGUAAGGUUUUAA